Messenger RNA from Funneliformis mosseae, 222 nucleotides. NCBI's taxonomy places the organism in Eukaryota, Fungi, Glomeromycota, Glomeromycetes, Glomerales, Glomeraceae. The record is from the annotation of a GenBank genome assembly.
AUUUUGGCUACGCUAAACUCAACGAAAACAAAAUUCGAUGGCGCCCCAGAUAGCCUUAUUGGGGCAAGUGUACCUUUAAUGUAUCCAAAUAAAAUUAAGCAACUUAAUGUGAAGACGUAUAAUCCAGUUACACAAUCUCUAAUGAAGAAGUAUGGCAAUAGCGGAAUUAAUCCAGAUACGAAAUAUGAUGCUCCAAUUACUAAUGCGCUUUGCCUAUUUUAA